Messenger RNA from Nicotiana tabacum (common tobacco), 483 nucleotides. RefSeq lists its product as uncharacterized. NCBI's taxonomy places the organism in Eukaryota, Viridiplantae, Streptophyta, Magnoliopsida, Solanales, Solanaceae. The record is from RefSeq and is a predicted model, not a curated record.
AUGGCUUAUGAUUCAGCUAUUCCUUUUCAUUCGCUUGCUUCAUCUGUUACUGUGUUCAACGGAUUGAACUUCUCUAAAUGGCUUGAACAAGUCCAGUUCCACUUAGGUGUGAUGGAUCUUAACUUGGCUCUGCUGAAUGAUAAGCCCGCUGCCAUUACUAAUUCGAGCAGUGCGGAUGAGAAGUCUUUCCAUAAAGCGUGGGAACACUCUAGCAUGCUAAGCAUUAUGUUUAUGCGAAUGAAUAUUGCCAGCAAUAUUAAGAGUACUAUUCCACAAACAGAAAGUGCCAGGGAAUACCUGAAGUUUGUGGCAGAACAUUUUCGUUCUGCAGAUAAGUCUCUUGUUGGUAUACUAGUGGCUGAACUCACGACCAUGAAGUUUGAUGGGUCGCGUAGUAUGCAAAACCAUAUCAUCGAGAUGACUAAUAUUGCAGCAAGACUUCAAACCUUGGGGAUGAAAGUGGAUGACUUCUUCCUGGUUUAG